UAAACACGCUUAUUUAAACGCAUUGUGAAAUCGUUUGCUGUAAUGUAAACAGGUGUAACAAGUGUGUUUCAAUAAAAUGUCCAAUUCAUCCGAAAGUGACAGUAAUGUUCAUCACAGCGACAGUGAAGAGCUCGUGAGAACCAACAGAAUAAAAAGAAAUAAAUAUAGGCCUAACUUAAGAUUAAUUCAACAACCGAACAAAGAAACAAAAGAUGAUCAGUGGAUUCAAAUUGUUGAUUCAAGUGAAAGCGGAAAUGACGUUAUAGUGCAAGAUGGAAUGAUGAAAGCACCGCCUACUAUCACCACUCCGGAAGCUGAAAACGUACCUUUAUCUAACGAAAAACCAGAAGAGGAAGAUAAAGGAAUAGAAAACGAAUAUUCAAGUCCUGAAGAGCUGAUCUACAACAUCAGAGCAUUACCUAAACACAGCCCGACGUAUGAAUUGGAGAAAUUUGAAAAGAAUGCCAUGAUCAUCUUUAACCAGGAGAGUAUUGACGGAUAUAGAAAAAGAUUAGGGACAGAGAAAGAUGCGGAGGCUUUAGAGACUACGUUCAAGAAAUUCGGAUUUGAAGUGACAGAUAGGAAAGACCUAACUAAAGCAGAUCUAUUUAGUGAACUCGAAGCAUUCAGCAACACAGACUUUACCGAAUACGGUUGCAUCGCGGUGGCGAUCCUGACGCACGGCUCGAAGAACGGGCUACUGCGAGCUCGCGACGCGCCAUACUGCGAGAUGGAACUGCUCAAUCUCUUCAUGGACAAGCCCAUGCUCGUGUCCAAGCCGAUCCUGUUCAUCAUCCAGGCGUGCCGCGGCACGAAGCAGACGGCGGGUGUGGCGGUGCACACGGCGGGCCGCGUGCGGCGCGACCUGGACGAGGAGGUGGAGCCCUACACGCUGCCCGUGGAGUCCGACAUGCUCAUACUGCACAGCUCUUACGUCGGCAAACCUUCACAUAGGAACGAAAUCCACGGAUCCUGGUUCAUACAAUCCCUCUGCAGCAAGAUAGAUGACAUGGCCGACUCCCACGAUUUCGAGUCCAUCCUGACCGAAGUCAAACGAGAGGUCGCCAUAGACCGCCACCACAACGAAUACAACCGGAGAACGCUAGAAAUGGUCACCAACAAACAAAUGCCGGUCACAACUUCCACGCUAAUCAGAAAGUUGUAUUUGAAGAAGUUUGGAGAAGAUGAAAUCUCUUAUAGUAAGGUGGAGACUGAGAGACAAGACUCGAGGAAUGAGGUGUUGGAUUGUGGGACGCCAAGGACGCCUUUGUUUGGACGAUGCUCGUGUUUUCUCGCACAUUUUGAGUACAUCAAGAGUUGUUUGAGGCAUUAUGUAGAAGACAACCCCGCCGACACGACAGCACAGGGGUUCCUGAACAUAGCCAACACUUUCAAGAGCGACAGAGACUUCGACACCCCCAAAGAAGUGAUGUUGCAGACGAUAUGUAACCAUCUAAUGACGAACGCACAGGCAUGUACGUUUUAUAAAUAUUUGUACUUAUACUCGUACAAAUAUUGA
Molecule: messenger RNA, 1519 nt
Organism: Cydia amplana
Lineage: Eukaryota; Metazoa; Arthropoda; Insecta; Lepidoptera; Tortricidae
Gene: Casp-4
Product: caspase-3-like
Exons: 5
Coding region: 77-1519 (480 amino acids)
Biological process (GO): proteolysis
Molecular function (GO): cysteine-type endopeptidase activity
Source: RefSeq, a predicted model, not a curated record